Molecule: messenger RNA, 2872 nt
Organism: Anolis sagrei ordinatus
Lineage: Eukaryota; Metazoa; Chordata; Lepidosauria; Squamata; Anolidae
Product: cationic amino acid transporter 2-like
Biological process (GO): L-ornithine transmembrane transport; L-arginine import across plasma membrane
Cellular component (GO): plasma membrane
Molecular function (GO): L-arginine transmembrane transporter activity; L-ornithine transmembrane transporter activity; L-lysine transmembrane transporter activity
Source: RefSeq, a predicted model, not a curated record
UGGGCAGAGUAACAGAGGGAUGGGCUACACACAUCUUAUGAAAUAUAUUUAAAUGAGAGGGAAGCAAAAAUACCCAGUGGCUCUGUUUCUAACUCCUUUUUCUUCACUACCUUGUGUGGAGCUGGCACACGUUUCUGGAGAGAAUACAAAAAUGUCUGGCAGGCAUGCCAUGCUCUCCCUCUUUCAGAUGGUCUCACGUAGGAAAAGGGUAACAGAUGAUGGCUGCAAAGAAUCAAACUUGCGCCGCUGCCUUUCCACCAUGGACUUGGUGGCUCUGGGGGUGGGCAGUACAUUGGGGGCUGGGGUUUAUGUCCUAGCAGGGGAAGUAGCCAAGACCAGCUCAGGCCCCAGUAUCAUCAUUUCCUUUCUGAUUGCUGCUCUAGUAUCCAUCUUGGCAGGAUUGUGUUAUGCUGAGUUUGGUGCUCGAGUUCCUCUGACUGGAUCGGCUUAUCUCUACAGCUACAUAACAGUUGGAGAGCUGUGGGCAUUCAUCACUGGCUGGAACCUGCUGCUUUCCUACAUCAUUGGCACUUCUAGUGUAGCCAGAGCCUGGAGUGCUACAUUUGACCAGCUCUUGGGAAAACAAAUGGAGGCCUUUUUCAGCAAGCACAUGGCCAUGAACUCUCCAGGACUGGCUGGAUAUCCUGACAUCUUUGCCGUUUGCCUCAUCGUCAUCCUAGCAGGCCUUCUCUCCAUUGGGGCAAAAGAAUCCACCACAGUCAAUAAAAUCUUCACAGCUAUUAAUAUAUUGGUCCUCAUAUUCAUAAUAAUCAGUGGAUUAAUCAAAGGAGACCUGAAAAACUGGAAGAUGGAUGAGAAUGAUUUAAGAAUGGCUAUCAAUAAAAUUAGCAACCAAUCUGUGACUGUCAAUGGCACCUUGAUGUUUGGGGUUGGAGGGUUCAUGCCCUAUGGUUUCAGUGGAACCCUUGCUGGAGCUGCUACAUGCUUCUAUGCUUUUGUUGGGUUUGACUGCAUUGCUACCACAGGGGAAGAAGUAAAGAAUCCCCAGAAAUCAGUCCCAAUUGGAAUUGUCCUCUCCCUGCUCAUCUGCUUCCUAGCCUACUUUGGUGUUUCAGCUGCCUUGACUUUGAUGAUGCCAUAUCAUCUUUUGGACCCCAUGAGUCCUCUUCCAGUGGCUUUUGAAUACAUUGGAUGGAGCAUGGCCAAGUAUGCUGUAGCUGUGGGGUCACUCUGUGCUCUAACCACCAGUUUAUUGGGUUCUAUGUUCCCGAUGCCAAGGAUUUUAUUUGCCAUGGCCAGAGAUGGACUCCUCUUCCAAUCGUUGGCCAAAGUGAGCAGUCGGCAAAGCCCUAUGGUUGCAACUAUUGUGUCUGGAGCAGUGGCAGCUGUCAUGGCUUUUCUUUUUGACUUGAAGGCCUUGGUUGACAUGAUGUCCAUUGGAACACUGUUGGCUUACACUCUGGUAGCCAUCUGCAUUCUUCUCCUCAGGUACCAACCUGAUCCCAACUCUCCAGAUCCAUCAGAAAUGAAGAACCCAGGCAGAAUUCUCUGGAUGGACCUCCUUCUUUAUCCUUCUAUGACCCCAUCCCAGCAUUCUUCCAACCUGGUGUCCCAUACUGUAUUUAUAACUGCUAUUCUAGUCUGCAUCAUGAGUGUGCUAGCCACAAUGGGACUGCCAUGUUUGAUCUCUGGAGGGGCCUGGUGCAUUGCCUGUCUUUCUCUUCUAUUCCUGGGGAUUGUUGUGGCCUCCUUAAUCAUUUGGAGGCAGCCUCAGAGCCAAAAGAAAGCUGACUUCAUGGUCCCAUGCUUGCCUUUCCUACCCAUCCUCAGUGUCCUAGUCAACACCUACCUCAUGGCCCAGCUCAGCAGUGAUACCUGGCUUCGGUACACAGUGUGGAUGAUUAUUGGCUUUGUCAUUUACUUUGGCUAUGGGAUUCACCACAGUGCAGAGAGACAAGGGAGCAAAGAUCCGUCUUCCCAGAAGACAAAGCACACAACCAUUGAUACAGAUUCAGCUGUCGCUUGGAAGAAAUAAUUCAGGAGAUGCCACAUUCACAGUGUGGAGCAACUGACUUUUACCAAUAGAAGAACUUCACAGUGAUGUGAUUCCAUGAUGACUGUCUGUUCGUGUUUAAUCAUCUAAAGCAAAACCAAUUCUUAGAUGAUGAUGAUGAUGAUGAUGAUGAUGAUGAUGAUGAUGAUGAUGAUAACUUUAUUUCUAGACUGCCCUCUCACCACAGAAGGACUUAGGACAAAUGUUUGAUCAACUAAUUGAAGUUAUAUCCUGCAGAUGAGUUUGUUUGGCAUAGCAAGUUUGUUUGGCAUUCAUACGUUCAUUUGGUGUCUUUAAAAUAAAUGUUUUUAAUGGAUUCAGAUACUACCAACCCCUAAUCUGUAAUAUGGAGAUAAUACAUUAUAACAGCAUUGUGAUAAUGGAUAGUGAGCUGUGCAUAAGCUACUCAAAACUCUUGAAAGCAUGAUAUGUGACUAAAUAUUCACAGGUGAUGAUGAUCACUGAAUUGUUUUAAAGAAAAAAUAGAUAUGUUCUUGGAAGCAUGUUGGUCAUUAGUUCUGAUAAACAAAGGAAAUGUGGUUAAUGGUCAGAGUAUUGGAAUAUGACUAGGAAGUCUAGUUUCAAAUCCCCAUUCUGCCAUGAAACUCAAUGUACUACUCAUUAAAGCUCAGACUAACCUUCCUCAACAAGAGCAGGUCCUUGCUUAAUAAUGCGAAAGAAGGAUGUUAUCUGUGCUUGUGUUAUCUUAAUUGUCAACCACUUUUUAUUAACACUCAUGAAUUUUUAAGUACAAAUGCUUCUCUUAACAGUCCCAUUAUCACUUCCCCCCCAUAAGAGUCCAACAACGCAGCCAGAUGUGGUGGUUCAUACUAAUAAAUCAACUGGAGUGGGAACAGG